AGAGCUGCUGCAGAUGUUGAAGAGCUGCUGCAGAUGUUGAAGAGCUGCUGCAGAUGUUGAAGAGCUGCUGCAGAUGUUGAAGAGCUGCUGCAGAUGUUGAAGAGCUGUUGCAGAUGUUGAAGAGCUGCUGCAGAUGUUGAAGAGCUGCUGCAGAUGUUGAAGAGCUGCUGCAGAUGUUGAAGAGCUGCUGCAGAUGUUUCUGCAUGAGUUUCUUCCUGUAUCUGAUCCUCUCUGUCGGCCUCUGCAGUCUGGGUAUGAAGGAGAAGUUUCUCAGAAGCCACAGGAGGAUGUUUACAGCUUCAUGGUAAUCAUCAGGUGUAAACAAAGAGCAGCAACAUGUACUCCUGGAGAUUCAGAGAAAUGAAAGCAUACAUUCCUGGUGUUUGCUCUGGAUUUGCAUGUUUUUCUGUGAUUUUAUUGAUCUGUAUCAUGAUAAGUAUUCAGGUCAUUGCAUCAAUAAAAACAUGCGAGGGGAAUCCUUCAGGAACAGAAGUAUGAAAUAUAUUCCUCAUUUCUUCUGAAUUCUUCACAAACUUUGAGCCUUGUUCAGAGACGUAUCUGCUGUCCCUGAGGGGACAAAGGACAGCACCUCAUGGUGAGAUCUUUCAGUUAGACCUUUCAUCACCGUCAGCUGGUACUGAGCUGCAGUGCAUGCUGGGAAACUGAGUCUUCUUUUGAGGAAGUGUGCUCACAAGCAGAGGAAGCACACCCCAGGAAACAGAGUGCAUGAUGGGAGUGAAGACACUGCUGCUCGCCUGGCUGCUCGCUGAUCUGGGGGGGGGGCUGGUGGACGGCGGCUCAAUGCCUGGCUCUUUGAGCGACGUCAGCAGGACGGACGGCGGCCUGAGGCGGGUCGUCCUCACCGCCGCUGGCCACUUCAAUGACCAAUCAAACGAUGCCUUCCUCUUCAAACCGUCCGCCAUUAUCCGGGCGCAGCGGCAGGUGGUGAAGGGAGUCCGGUACAUCGUGGAUUUGGAGAUUUCCAGAACGCUGUGCCGUAAACGGAACCACAACAAGGAUCUGUCCAGGUGUGACCUCCAGCCUGAAGGACGGCUGCAGCAGACGUUUGAGUGUCACGCUGUGGUCUGGGUCGUCCCCUGGAAGAACGAGACCAAGACUCUGGAGUUUGACUGUAAGACCUGAAGACGUCUUCCUCCUCACCUGUCCUCCUGUCUGUCCUGACCAAUAAAGCCUCUCCAUAUCACA
Molecule: messenger RNA, 1206 nt
Organism: Eleginops maclovinus (Patagonian blennie)
Lineage: Eukaryota; Metazoa; Chordata; Actinopteri; Perciformes; Eleginopidae
Product: cystatin-F
Exons: 4
Coding region: 727-1143 (138 amino acids)
Biological process (GO): immune response; positive regulation of myelination; negative regulation of microglial cell activation
Cellular component (GO): endoplasmic reticulum; lysosome; late endosome
Molecular function (GO): cysteine-type endopeptidase inhibitor activity
Source: RefSeq, a predicted model, not a curated record